AUGCACCUGUACAAUCAAUGUAAUCCUACCGCAUAGCGGCGCAUACUACCUGCUUCCAUUGGAGCCAACCCCAACUAAUAUUCUUCGAUAACCACUAUCUGGACUGUGACAGCAGCAUAAGAAGGUUGGCCGAGAGGACGAGGGCCAGCCAGCAGAGCUUUCUUACCAAGCUGGUAGACACCUCUCUCUCUCUCGUAGGCUCCUUCUGGUAGUUGGCCAGCGCCCCAACACUCAUCGUGGAUAGGAUGCGGCAGCCGGCAGUGCAAAUGGCGACCGUCGUACUGGCAGUCCUCGCCGUCGCGGCGGCCACGGCUGUUGCGGCUGACGGAGACGUCAAGUGCGCCGAGUGCGGGACUGGCACGGUGCCUGCGCUGCCUCCUCCUCCGCCGUACUACUACUACAGCCCGCCUCCCCCGGCGUCCUACCCUGGCGUGACCGGCUGCCCGCCGCCGCCAGGUGGCUACAUCUCGAUCGGGGGCUCGCCACCGGGCCGCAUGUACCCGCAGGACCCCGGCUUCAUGCCCUCCAGCGCGCCGCCGAUGCACGGGAGGAGCUUCGCCGCCGUCCCCUUCACGGUAUGCGCGCUCGCCGCGCUGGCCACCCUUCGAGCGUUUUGGUGAUCGACCGCAAGCAUCGCACGGCCGUCGUCGUCUCCGAUACGCCGCGACUCAAGGACGCGCCAAAGGCAUGCCGGCGGCGUUCCAUGUGUUCCCUGUGUAUGCAUUCACCUUCUAUUACUCUAAUAGUUCUUUCUCCGGGCCGUAUGGUUUAUAGUGCAAUGCACCCAUGUUUUUUCGAUUUUUGUUUCUUUCUACAGACCUUUCACCUGUAUACGGAGUAACAUAUAUUAGUUUCAGAUCAGUGGAACUAGAAGGUCAUUGCAGGUGUUAUUUA
Lolium perenne is the source of this 894-nucleotide messenger RNA. RefSeq lists its product as uncharacterized. NCBI's taxonomy places the organism in Eukaryota, Viridiplantae, Streptophyta, Magnoliopsida, Poales, Poaceae. The record is from RefSeq and is a predicted model, not a curated record.